Messenger RNA from Dipodomys spectabilis (banner-tailed kangaroo rat), 1590 nucleotides. It is a transcript of the gene Chrna2, whose product is annotated as cholinergic receptor nicotinic alpha 2 subunit. The transcript is spliced from 6 exons. Bases 1 to 1533 code for a protein of 510 amino acids. Lineage: Eukaryota; Metazoa; Chordata; Mammalia; Rodentia; Heteromyidae. The record is from RefSeq and is a predicted model, not a curated record. Gene Ontology annotation, molecular function: transmembrane signaling receptor activity; acetylcholine-gated monoatomic cation-selective channel activity. Gene Ontology annotation, biological process: monoatomic ion transmembrane transport; signal transduction; regulation of membrane potential. Gene Ontology annotation, cellular component: synapse; postsynaptic membrane; neuron projection.
AUGGGCAACUUCUGUCCUGCACUCCACUCCCUGACGAGACUCGGCCUGCUGUGGCUGCUUCUGAUACCGGCAGCGUUGGUGCAGCGCGGCUCUCACAGCCUGGCCGAGGAUCGCCUCUUCAAAUACCUCUUCGGCAGCUACAACCGCUGGGCCAGGCCGGUGCCCAACACUUCGGAUGUGGUCAUUGUGCGCUUCGGACUGUCCAUUGCCCAGCUCAUUGACGUGGACGAGAAGAACCAAAUGAUGACCACCAACGUCUGGCUGAAGCAGGAGUGGAAUGACUACAAGCUGCGCUGGAACCCCGCUGACUUUGGCAACAUCACCUCCCUCCGGGUCCCUUCAGAGAUGAUCUGGAUCCCCGACAUUGUCCUCUACAACAAUGCAGAUGGAGAGUUUGCGGUGACUCACAUGACCAAGGCCCACCUCUUCUCCACGGGCACCGUGCACUGGGUGCCCCCGGCCAUCUACAAGAGCUCCUGCAGCAUCGACGUCACCUUCUUCCCCUUUGACCAGCAGAACUGCAAGAUGAAGUUCGGCUCCUGGACCUAUGACAAAGCCAAGAUCGACCUGGAGCAGAUGGAGCAGACGGUGGACCUGAAGGACUACUGGGAGAGCGGCGAGUGGGCCAUCAUCAACGCCACGGGCACCUACAACAGCAAGAAGUAUGACUGCUGUGCUGAGAUCUACCCCGACGUCACCUACUACUUCGUCAUCCGCCGGCUGCCGCUCUUCUACACCAUCAACCUCAUCAUCCCCUGCCUGCUCAUCUCCUGCCUCACCGUGCUGGUCUUCUACCUGCCCUCCGAGUGCGGCGAGAAGAUCACGCUGUGCAUCUCUGUGCUGCUCUCGCUCACCGUCUUCCUGCUGCUCAUCACCGAGAUCAUCCCGUCCACCUCGCUGGUCAUCCCGCUCAUCGGCGAGUACCUGCUCUUCACCAUGAUCUUUGUCACGCUGUCCAUCGUCAUCACCGUCUUCGUGCUCAACGUGCACCACCGCUCCCCCAGCACCCACACCAUGCCCUGCUGGGUGCGCAUGGUGCUGCUUGGCUGUCUGCCCCGGUGGCUGCUGAUGAGGCGUCCCCUGCCCCCCGUGGAGCUCCGGCAACCCCCCGAUCUGAAGCUCAGCCCCUCUUAUCACUGGCUGGAGAGCAAUGUGGAUGCCGAAGAGCGGGAGGAGACAGAUGAAGAGGAGGAGGAGGAAGACAGAUGGGUGUGUGCGGGCCUCCCGCCCCCCUCUGUGGGGGUCCUCUACUCGCGUGAGGGCCUGCGCGCGGGAGUGCCAGGGCCCAAGGCCGAGGCUGUAUCACCGCCGGACGGGGAGCUCCUCCUGUCACCCCAGAUCCACAAGGCUCUGGAAGGCGUGCACUACAUCGCCGAGCACCUGCGGUCGGAGGAUGCCGACUCGAUGGUGAAGGAAGACUGGAAGUAUGUGGCCAUGGUCAUCGACAGGAUAUUCCUCUGGCUGUUUAUCAUCGUCUGCUUCCUAGGAACAGUUGGGCUCUUUCUUCCUCCAUUCUUGGCUGGAAUGAUCUGACCUCGGUCCCUCGGUCGCUUCCAAGAGUCUUGCAAGCCUCACCUUUCAUCUUGAACU